This is a messenger RNA of Colletotrichum karsti, 1752 nucleotides long. Its product is annotated as maltase. NCBI's taxonomy places the organism in Eukaryota, Fungi, Ascomycota, Sordariomycetes, Glomerellales, Glomerellaceae. Gene Ontology annotation, biological process: oligosaccharide catabolic process. The record is from RefSeq and is a predicted model, not a curated record. Bases 1 to 1752 code for a protein of 583 amino acids. Gene Ontology annotation, molecular function: alpha-amylase activity. The transcript has a single exon.
AUGGGUUCAGUGACCGCCGCCAAGGGUGGCAGGGCGUGGUGGAAAGAUGCCGUCAUCUACCAAAUCUACCCGGCCAGCUUUAAAGAUGCCAACGGAGACGGCCUCGGCGAUGUACCCGGUAUCAUCAGCAAGGUCGAUUAUCUGAAGGAUCUGGGCAUCGAUGUCGUAUGGGUUUCGCCCAUGUACGCGAGUCCGCAGGUCGACAUGGGUUAUGACAUCUCCGAUUAUCAAGACGUCCACCGUCCAUAUGGCACCGUUCGCGAUAUGGAGGUUCUGAUCGAGGAGUGCCAUAAACGAGGAAUGAAGUUGAUCCUGGAUCUAGUGGUUAACCACACGUCAGACGAGCAUCCUUGGUUCAAGGAGUCCAGGUCGUCGAAAGACAACCCUAAGAGGGACUGGUAUAUCUGGCGACCUCCUCGCAUUGCCGAAGACGGCACGCGUAUGCCACCCACGAACUGGCGAAGUCACUUCAGCGGUAGCACUUGGGAGUGGGACGAGGCCACGGGCGAGUACUACCUCCACCUCUUCGCCAAGGAACAACCAGACCUCAACUGGGAGAACCCCGAGACGCGCGAGGCCAUCUACGAAAAUGCCAUGCGCUUCUGGCUCGACAAGGGCGUCGACGGCUUCCGCAUCGACACAGUCAACAUGUACAGCAAGGGCGUCGAGUACAGGGACGCGCCCAUCGUCAACAAGAACGCCUUCGAACAGCCCGCCUUCAUGAUCUACUGCAACGGCCCCAGGAUACACGAAUUCUUGAGGGAGAUGAACAACAAGGUCCUCAACCACUAUGACACCGUCACCGUGGGCGAGCUCCCACACACGCCCGACCCGCAGCACGUCCUCAAGUUCAUCAGCGCCAGCGACAGACAGCUCGACAUGGUCUUCCAGUUCGACAUUGUAGACAUUGGUCAGGGCAAGAGUUAUAAGUACCAGGGCGUCGACUGGAAGCUGCCGGAGAUGAAGGAAAUCGUUGCCAAGUGGCAGCAGUUCAUCGAGGGGACAGACGGCUGGACAACGGCGUUUUGUGAGAAUCACGACCAGGGGCGCUCCGUGUCCCGUUUCGGAAACGACUCGCCCGAAUGGAGAGAGCUCUCGGCCAAAAUGCUGGCGUUGAUGAUGUGCUCGAUGACGGGAACGCUAUUCGUGUACCAGGGUCAGGAGAUUGGCAUGAUCAACGUCCCCCGCGAUUGGCCAAUCGAAGACUACAAGGACAUCGAGAGCCAGAACUACUACGCCGACAUCAAGCGCGAGCACGGCGAGGGUAAGUUCCUCGACUACAUUAUGGACAGCAUCAACAAGCUCGGCCGCGACAACGCGCGCGUCCCGAUGCAGUGGGAUGACUCGCCGAACGCGGGCUUCACGGACAACAAGGACGGGGCGUGGAUGCGCAUCCACGAGAUCUAUCCCGAGAUCAACGUCGCGAAGCAGGAGAAGGAGCCGAGGUCGGUCUUGAACUUCUGGCGGGAGAUGUUGAGGCUGCGAAAGGAAGAGGGCGAGCUGCUUACGCAUGGCGCGUUCGAGUUGUUUGAAGAGGAGAACGAGCAGACAUUUGUGUUCAAGAAGUCGAGGGGCGGCAGGGCUGCCGUGGUGGCUUUGAACUUCACGAGCGAGGAGCAGGAGGUGAGGAUCCCCGGAGAGGGGUUGAAGAUCAGAGUUGGAAACUACGAGGACGUUAGAGAGAGAGUUGCAGCCGAGGGAGAGAAGCGAGUCCUGAGACCAUGGGAGGGACGAUUAUACCUGGAGGGUUGA